Molecule: messenger RNA, 1940 nt
Organism: Argentina anserina (silverweed cinquefoil)
Lineage: Eukaryota; Viridiplantae; Streptophyta; Magnoliopsida; Rosales; Rosaceae
Exons: 12
Coding region: 274-1737 (487 amino acids)
Source: RefSeq, a predicted model, not a curated record
UGCAGGGGGGGUAUAACAGAAUCUUUUGUUGUGGUGGCAUAGAAAUUGGAACUUUCAUUUGGAAAAAACGGAACCAACCUCAUUGUAAUUUUUGGUAGUUUGUUAGUUCUGAUUAAGAACUCAUCUGAGCUUUGCUGAGCGUCGUAGAAGUUCCAGUUCUAGGUUGUUUGCUUGACUUAAAGCAACCAACCUGAUUUGAAAACUGGAAGACAAAAUGAAAAGAAAAAUAUAUUCAAGCAAAUCAGCCAAACCUGAAGGGUGUUUGUUCAGGCAAUGAGUGAGAUGAGCAUAACAUAUCUGAAUGACAUACGCCCAAAUCAAUAUGUGGGCAGAAUUAGAAUUCGUGUUGCAAGAGCAUGGAGGCCAAAAAAGUUUAAAAGCGAAUUCUUUGAUGGAUUACACUAUCUUCUGAUCGAUGAAAGAGCUGACACCAUGCAUGCUAUUGUUGCUGAGAAUGACUAUGAGUACACAACCAAACUGGAAGAAGGCUGCAUGUAUGACAUUUAUCAUGUCUUCACCAAGAAACAUGUCUUUGGAUACAAAGUGGUGGAUCGUGAUCUACAAUUGACUUUCAAUCAACCCACGAAGUCUAUCCCACUAAAACAAGACACAUGCUCAAUUCCAAGAUAUGCAUUCCAAUUCUUACAGUUUGAGCAGGUUGAAGAUCGCUUCAAAGAACACGCAGAAAAAGACAAACAAAAGAAAGAACAAAUCGUGCUCAUAGAUAUUUAUGGCUGCAUUAAAGAUGUUCAAUCAGAACGCAAGCGAUAUAUACCAUCAACAGAUGAACAUGAAUCCAUUUGUGUGGUUACUCUUGAAAAUCUUAGGAGACAACGCGUAAUAGUCACACUUUGGGGACACCAUGCAAGAAGUUUUGACUUGAAAGUUCUUGAGGACCCAACAACAUCAGUGUUUGUCGCAUUCACAAGUUUGAAUCUAAAAAAAUUCCGAGAUUACAUAACACCAACAAGCACAAAUCACACAUGCAUCAUCUAUAACCCACAGUUGCCAGAUUCUGCAGAAUAUGAGACAGAGUUUAACAAACCAGGAGACAAACCAAUAAUCAGUGCACCAUACAAGCAGAGGAAAAAAGAUGAAACAUGGAAGACAAUUUUUGAUCUAUAUACACUGGACCCAGAAGCCUAUAAGGAUCAAAUAGUUGUGUGUUGUGCAACGAUCAUCAGAUUCUCAACUCACAGCGGGUGGUGGUACAAUAGUUGCUCAGAACCAAAUUGUAACAAGCAGCUGAAGCAACAUGGAGAUGAUGGCACCUACGAAUGUCAGAAACAUAACGUUGUAAAAAGAGCUUUCCCAUGUUAUAGAGUUUAUCUAACUAUAGAAGAUGACAAGGAGGAUCAAAUCACCCUAACACUAAUGGGACAACAGGCAGAACAACUCUUUGGCUACACAUGUUCAGAAUUGCUAGAAAAAAGAAACUAUGCGGGUAAUCAUGAUCUGCCGGAAGAAAUAGCCGCCAAAAGAGGCAACAAGUACCUGUUUGAUCUUCAAGUUAAGCUCGACCGUGAAAUCACUGUAAAGGGCAUACAACCAAACCCAGACAAUGAUGAACCAAUAUCAGCCACACCUCAAAAAACGUAUGAGAAAAAAAGGGCAGCUAAUCUCAUAGGCAAAUCAAUUGAUACACCAGAGAAAGACAAGAAGACCAAAAGGCAAGGCAAAGAGGCAACCCCAUCUCUUACAGAGAAGAAACAAACUGAAAAAGAUAAGAGAGAAUGAACUAGGUUGAAAGCAUUUUCUAUAUAUAUCUAUAGCUUUUAUGUUGGUACAGCAGUAGCUGCGCUUUUGUAUCACAGCAGCAAACAAAAGCAAUGGAUAAAUUGGCGCAAAAAAGGUUGGGGCAAUAUCCUUUUUGAACAAACCCCAAACCAAACUCCACAUCCAUUCAAGUUCACCACUGAUGCAGUAAGAGGAAAACCUAG